This is a messenger RNA of Ramularia collo-cygni, 5289 nucleotides long. Its product is annotated as related to kinesin-like protein. The coding region runs from base 1 to 5289 and encodes 1762 amino acids. Gene Ontology annotation, biological process: mitotic spindle organization; microtubule-based movement. The record is from RefSeq and is a predicted model, not a curated record. The transcript is spliced from 3 exons. Gene Ontology annotation, molecular function: microtubule motor activity; microtubule binding; ATP binding. Lineage: Eukaryota; Fungi; Ascomycota; Dothideomycetes; Mycosphaerellales; Mycosphaerellaceae.
AUGGACCAUCUUGCCGCGAGCCAUGCAACACCUCCCACCUCACCUGGUGUCCACUCGCCCAUGCACCGGCCGAGCACCGCAAAUAUGCGCAAUCACAGCCGCAGUCAGAGUCGCAUGGCCGACGUGGGUAGUCGGACCAGUGACGACGACGUCAAUCGCACGGCCGUGAAAGUUGCUGUGCGAGUCCGACCGCCGCUGAAGCCCUCCGACCCUGCAUUCGACCUCAUUCCCCAGCGCUUUCGAGAGAGCACUUGCGAGGUGGUCGACCCGACGAAUCUUUAUAUUCAGGGUACUCGUGACAAGGAGCAUUUCAUCUUCGACCGCAUCUUUGACGAGCAGACUACGCAAGAGGGCGUGUGGGAAUACUUGAGCGACAGCGUGACGUCGUUUGUCAAGGGUUACAAUGUUUCAAUCCUGGCAUAUGGACAAUCCGGCGCCGGAAAGUCUUACACCAUGGGCACUUCUGGACCGCAGGAGCAGGAGGAUCCCGAUGUCAAGGGCAUCGUACCUCGAGCGGCCCAAGCAUUAUUUGAACAAUUGAAUGGGCCGGCGGCGCGCCCUUCAGGACUUCAGACCCCCAAGCGAUACUCAGUACAGAUGCCGAACAUUGCGGGCGUGGCGCGAGGCGCGAAUGGUGCACCAAAGACCUGGGAGCUCAAGGCGACCUACGUCGAGAUCUACAAUGAGCAGCUACGUGAUCUCUUGUUGCCGGAAUCGCAAGAACGCGGACAGGUUGCCAUUCGGGAGGACACCAAGGGCCGCAUCAUGCUUACUGGCCUGACACAGGUCCCGAUCAAUUCCGCCGAAGAUGUUCUGAACGCACUGAACUUUGGAUCCUCCAUCAGACAGACUGAUUCCACAGCCAUCAACGCACGGUCCUCCCGCUCGCACGCCGUCUUCAGCUUGAACCUCGUUCAAAAGAGGACGGAUGUCCCCCCUCUGCCUACACCUAAAGCCGAGAAGCGCAGAUCUGUACCCAUUGAUCAGCUUGCUGGGGUGGAGAAUGUUGUGACGAUUGACAGCAAGUUGCACUUUGUCGAUCUGGCCGGUAGUGAGCGCCUGAAGAACACGGGCGCAACCGGAGACAGAGCAAAAGAAGGAAUCUCCAUCAACGCUGGUCUUGCAAGCCUUGGAAAAGUCAUUUCCCAAUUGUCCAAAAAUGCCAGCGCACACAUCUCAUAUCGAGAUUCCAGGCUUACACGGUUAUUGCAAGACUCUCUCGGCGGCAAUGCCAUAACGUUCAUGGUUGCUUGCGUGACACCUGCAUCAUUCCAUUUGAGCGAAACCUUAAACACUGUGCACUAUGCACAGCGCGCGAGGAAUAUACAGAGUAAACCGCAGAUCCAGCAGACCCACGAAGAUGGCGACAAGCAAGCUGCCAUCGACAGGCUGCGUGCUGAAGUCGCUUUCCUCCGCGAUCAAAUUCGCCAUUCAGACACAAGCGGUGGGAGGGCCAUGGAGAAGAGUGAGCGGUCUGACCGAAUGCGCGGAAGGGAAACGGAGCUUCACUCGCAACUAUUGGACAUGCAAGAGAACURCAAUGCGCUCAGCCAGCGACAUGCCAAACUAAUUUCAGAGAUAUCAAAAAGCAGGGACAGCGAGGGAGGUGAAACACCCUUGCUCAACGAGGCGAUUGGUGAGCACGCUAGUGAGCGCAUCAAGCGGUCAAAUUCCUUCGCGGAGGCUGUCGAGCAGGUUGUAUUGGAGUACGAAAAGACCAUUCAGAGCCUAGAAAGUUCGCUGUCCAAGACAAGGUCAUCGCUUGCCAGCACCGAGAGCACUCUGCUUGAAAAGGAGACUCGCAUUGCGUACAUGGACACCAUCCAGCAGCAAUUGCAAUCCCGCGUGUCCAAGUACAUGGAGCGAGAGGCUGACAAUGACGACUACACUCGCAAUCUUGAAGACAAGAUGGAAGGUGCGACCACCGAAGAAGAGCGCAACGCAACCCUCAUUGCCGAACUUCGCAAGGAAGUCGCUCGUGCUCGAGACAGCGAAGUGGGCGCAGAGGAGUAUAUUUCGACGCUCGAGGAACGUCUCGCCGAGGCCGAGCAAGAUCAAGAAAUCAUGCAGCGCGAAAUCGACCGACUUGAGCACGUUAUUGAACGGCAGAGGAGCAUCGGGAGAUUGGACAAUCUCCUUGGGGAGCUCGACGGCGUCCGCGGCGGCGAGCCAACGAUGAAUGGCAAGCGAAGUCAAUCUCCGCGAAUAGGGCUCAAGACGAAUGGUCAAGGCCCGGACCACUACGAUCCAUAUCGAACAUCCACAGUCACCGCCUCCAGCAGUGACGAGUUCGAAAAGAUCGAGGGUAGCGAUUCCGAGAUAGCUGGCCAGAACAGGGAGUCUUCGACCACAGCACCGCCUCGCAGUCCAKCCCAAAACGAGUUCAUGGCCGAGAAGCUGGAAGAUCUCACACAGGAAUUCUUCGAUCUGCGCUCUGAGCAUGAAACUGUUCUCACCGACUACGAUGUCCUCCAGCAAAAAUACCGCACGGCGUUGGAGACCCUCGCGAAGCUUGAAUACGGUAAAGAUGAUCCCAAAGUUUCACGGACGGUUGAAAAUGGCCACGACUCUUUUUUAGCAGACGCGGGGAUGAAGGACGAGGAAAAGGCUAUCGGUGGACAGCCUUCAUCCUCGCGGUCGUUGUUGGAGGAGCAGUCCUCGCAGGAGUUGCCGAGCAAUGGCGCAGAUCAAGUGAAGGAGCGAAAUCCUCCAACCCCUGAAAAGGCUGCAAGCCCAAAUGGGGAAGAGGCUUUGAGUGGUCUUUCCCCAGUCGACCAGGAUAGCAUGCUCCAGGAAAUGGAGACGUUGAAGAAGCUGCACGCCGAAAAGGAGGUUUCAGUCACGGAGCUGACCAGAAACUACAUGAGUCUGGCUCAGCGACACGAGGCUACCCUCUCCAGGGUUGAGGACUUGAAGCAGGAGGUCCAAAAAGCGCAUCGGGCAUCGUCUCCUACGGGAUCUCCUUCUUACCCAAAGAAUUUGCGCAGAAGAUCAGAAGAGUUGCUCAGUGGGGGUACCGAUCGUGCAUCCAGAUCACUUGUCUCGUUGAAAGCACUUGUGUACAACAACUUCGAGGGGCAAGCGGAUGUACGGGCGACCUUCGAUCAGAACCUGAACAACGUCAUGGCUGAGCUUCAUGGACGUUCUGAAAGGGUACAGACGCUUGAGGCUGAGAUUGCCGCCGUCAAAAAGGAGAUGGAAACGAAGCAGACAAUCAUUGCCGGCCUCACGCGCGAACGCUCAAGUAUGGCGGCUUCGAAUGUGGUGGACUUCUCCGUCGUGGGUCAAAUGCGCGACCAAUUGAUGGAAAGUGAGAACAAGAUCCGCAACCUUCACGAGCAGCACGCGAGUAGAGAGAAGGAACUUCAAGAAGAAGUCGACAGCCUCAAGGCUUCCCUGGCCGAACAUCAGAAGAUGUUCAGUCGAGACUCACUGCCGACGCCGAACCCUGACCUUGCACACAUGCCUGGCGAAUUCCCUGCGACUCCGCUGCCUCUGAGCAACGGGGGAGAGGUGUCAGAAGACCAAGCAAUGGCUAGCGCUGCAGCGGCAGGUGCUUCGCAUACCAGCGACGAUGACGACACUGUCGCCAGGCUGCAAAGUGAAGUCGCCGCUUGGGAAAGCAAGCACCGCGAGGCGGUUGAAAGCAUGACUGCUUCCCAGAACAACCUUCUGAAAACUAUUGCGGAGCUGCAGGAAUCUUUGCAUAUUGCGGAAGGCAGCGAUGCAACCCGGGGUCCAGUCGACAACAUCGACGAAGCACUCGAUCAGCAGCGCAUGAAGCACGAAGAAAUCGUUGGAUCGCUAACGACUGAGCUUGAGAAGCACCGGACCAUUGCUGACGAGCGCGUCGCGAAACUCGAUGAGCUCCAACAGGCUUAUGAUCAGAUCGCACUGAAGGUCCAAGAUGAAGAUCGAAUUCAGGGCGUCACCGAAAAGGAGCUGGCCACUCACAAGGAUUUGGUUGCGAAUUUGGAGAACCAGCUCCAAGUUCACAAAUCGGCCAUCACUAUUCAUCAGGAAAGUCUGGAGUCUUUACAGUCCUCGCAUUCCAAGGAGAUUGACGAGCUCAGAGAAUCAAUGGAGAGUCUUGAACGAGAAUCAAGAGCCAAGUAUGAGGCACUGGAGGAGCACUACGAGAAAAUCACUUCCGAUCUCGAGAGAGAGCUCAGCGAAGCGCAGGGCAAAGUCACCAACCUACUUCUUGACGCCUCGGCGGCUCUUGGGUACGAGACCAGUGCAUCGAAGCUACGAACGCAAAUCAGAGGCUUGGUUGAUGAGGGCAAAGAGCUGCACGGACGGCAUCUCAAGUCAACGAACGAUCUCAAAUCUGUUCAAGAGGAGCUUCAAAGCGCCAUUAGCCGUUCAGUUGCAAUGGAGAGCGAAAUUGGCGAGUUGAAGAUGGUGAACGAUGAGCAAAGCCUCAAUCUGGAGAAGAUGACCGACAAAUACCAGAAGAGCUCCAUGCUAUGUGAACAGCUCGAGGAACAGCUGAACUCCACCUUCGAUACGCAUCAGGCGACUAGCAAUCGUCUGUCGACGUUGCAAUCUGAGUCUGGUCAGGCUCGAAUCGAAAUUGAGAAAGAGUUGAAGGAGGCUAAGUACCGAAACAGCCAACUGGAACAACAACUCGCUGCAUUCAAGCACAUGUCCAUGGCCUCCAACGGCUCUGCCAGCUUGAACCGGGACUCACUUUCACCAGAGGCCGCAUCGGUCGCUCUUGCACGCUCAAGUUCCAACCCUCCCAAGUCAGGUGCCGUGCUGCCUACACCUCCUCCUUCAAUUCCGCUGCCACCACUCCCACAGUCUCCCACCUCUGGCAUCCCGCCGAUGGAAGCCCUCGAUGGCACGGUGUCUCCUACUCGAGGCAUGUCGCCGACCGGGAACUCCCCUCCAAACUCACGACACGGCUCCCGUGAAGUGCCGCCAAGCCCUGCAGUCACGCAGCUCCUCGAAGAUCAAGAGGCUCGAAUUCGAACCAUCGAAAAGCAUCUUUUCGCAGAAAAGCAGCUUACCGCCACGUUGGAAGAGGCGCUGGUGGAUCUCGAGACCUCGGCGAACCGUACCAAGUCUGAAAUGGACAACUGGCGCAAGAAGUGCGCCGGGUUGGAAGACGAGCUUGUCAGCUUGCGCAAGGAGCGCACCAACUCCCGGGCAAGCAUGCAGGCCGUGGAGGAAGAGAGGGAGAUGCGCCUGCGAGCGGAGAAGGCUCGUCAAGCGCUCGAGCUGAGAAUGCAAGAGCUCAACGCCAACAAGAAGAAGAAAAAGAGCGGGCUGAACUGCUUCUAG